CUCGAUCACGACGCGUAGCGGUCACCAUUUGAUGGAGACCUGAGCGCUGCGCCUGCUCGACGCAGCAACUCGUUCCGCGGACUCUAGUCUCAGCACUCUCCAUUUCCUGUCCCUCACACUAAUGUCCGCGAAAUCCAAAACCAAACAGGAAGAGGCACUUCAGUUCCUCGACCAACUCGACUCCUUGACGCCACCUCCCGAGGGCGUCCCAGGAUCCGAGCAGGCACCGCCGGAGGGGGAGGCUGAGGUCUAUGCAUUCAUUGAUGAGAUCACUCAGAAGAGCUCCGAGCCUCCUCGUACCACCAUCUCGCAUCUAGAUCGACCUGUCUCCCGUGCAGGCACGCCGACGCUCAGGAAGAGCACCGAACGAGUCAAAGUGGGAGGUCCCGCGCCAUUGCUACCCCCUUCAGCCACUCCGUCUUCUGCUCUUUCGCGGACCGACUCAAACAAUUCGCGGCUGUCCGCUUCCUCGUCUCCUAAGCCGGAAGCUUCCCAGAAAGAGGCCCAGAGUACACCAGUAGGCGGCUGGGGCUGGGGAAGUGUUUGGUCAAGCGCCAGCGCCGCUAUUCAACAGGCGAAAUCUGUAGUAGAUGAGCAGGUCAAGCAGCUCCCAAAGAAUGAGCAAGCACGGAAGUGGGGUGAGGGUGUCUUGGAGUACGCGCGGGCCGCACAGUUGGACAAACUCGGCAAUGACUUCAAGAGAGUCGGCCUUUCAACGCUAACAGAUAUCCUCAACGUCGUUGCUCCUCCAAUUUCUGAGCACGAGGUCAUCCAAGUCUGGUUGAGUCACGACAUGAGAGGUUACGAUGGCGUCGAGUCUCUUGUGUACAGGGCUCUAUCACGAAUCAUGGAACAAGUUGAAGGUGGUGAUCUUGUUGUAAACAGAGGAGAUGAGUCGCGGCCGAAGGACGUAGCUGAAUCUGGGAGAGAGCUGAACGCUGUCGAAGGGCUGGACGCUGCUUUGAAGUUGGCUCAGGCCAAUCUUGAAGAAAUAAUUAAGCGCAACUCAAAGACGCCGAGUACUCACACCUCGUCUACACAGAAUCCCACGACAUACUCUUAUGUCUAUUUGCGCAUACAGCCGUGCAUGACAACACUCCCUCUUCCCCAGUCGGCCGAGACGACAGCAUCUUCAGGAUCAUCUACCCCUACCCAUAGCACAUCGUUGCAGUUCCUUCUCUACCUUUCAGACCCGGCACACAAUCUCAACCACUCCACACUGACUCAGGCUGUCCCUGGUAAUUGGCUGGAACUCUGGGACGAAUAUGAGUGGGUCGAGGAUCUGGUAGUCGAGGCAAUCAGGGUAGGCGUGGAAGUGAUUGGACAGGAAUACGUUGUAUCGAGGAUGGGCUGGGAUAAGAAGGGUAUGGACAAGCCAACGGAGCCGGAACAAGCGGCAGAUCAGGCAGAAACUGCUUGAUGUGUGCAUAGGACAUUUAUGCUCACACAGGUGUAGAUUUUUGUACUUUUACUAUGCAGGGUUGCCGCCUUUCAUACUGAUUCUGAUUACAUGACGACACUUUGGGUGGAUCAACGUGUAUCAAUUCAAAUGAUAAUACGUUACAGAUAUGAAAUGGAGGUUUUCAUCAC
Molecule: messenger RNA, 1590 nt
Organism: Laetiporus sulphureus 93-53
Lineage: Eukaryota; Fungi; Basidiomycota; Agaricomycetes; Polyporales; Laetiporaceae
Exons: 4
Coding region: 122-1420 (432 amino acids)
Source: RefSeq, a predicted model, not a curated record